Molecule: messenger RNA, 1507 nt
Organism: Danio rerio (zebrafish)
Lineage: Eukaryota; Metazoa; Chordata; Actinopteri; Cypriniformes; Danionidae
Gene: ppt2a.1
Product: palmitoyl-protein thioesterase 2a, tandem duplicate 1
Cellular component (GO): lysosome
Molecular function (GO): thiolester hydrolase activity
Source: RefSeq, marked validated
AAAAUGUUUGAGGCCCGAGUAUGUUUACCACAAGUGUUUGUUUUUCUCAUUUCUGAACUCUUAUAAUUUAUUUUAAUCAAUUGCGAUUCAAAACAAAAGUUCAACAUGAAGCGAGAAAAUUACCACAUUUUAUUGAUAUUUAUAUCGCAUGCACUAUAAUAAAUAGCCCUAUGUUAAAUAUAGGUUUGAAUGACAAAGUUACAUUUGAUAACAGCAACAAGGAAUUCAAGUCUAUAAAGUUGUUGGACGUCUUUCUCGGCACUCUUAAUCAAAAACAAAAACAGUAAAAUAUUAUCUUAAAUAAUGUGAAAUGUUUGCGUUUCACUCGCGUUUCUGUCACAUCAAAAGAACGAUAAAGGAAGCGGCCUAUAAAAGCAUCACCUCGUGGCAAAACAUCAUCUGAGGAACAAAUUACAACUGUAUCAAAGCGUCUGAGGUGGAGCGUCUUAUAAGGCUGUUGUGGCGAUGACUGACAGCAGUAGACCAUGUGUUUUCAUCUGGGCUGUGUUGCUGCUGCUGCCCACAGUCAUCAUGGCGUACAGGCCAGUGAUUCUUGUUCACGGGCUGUUUGGUGGACCUGAACAAAUGGAGAUGUUAAAGAAAUAUAUUAAACGGUCUCAUCCAGGUACCAGUGUGACUGCAAUAUCUCUGUAUGACGACAAUGCCAGUUCAAAGCCAAUGUGGGAACAGGUGGAUGGAUUUCGUGAGGCCAUCAGACCCAUCAUGGAUAGAGCUAAAGACGGCGUCCAUCUCAUCUGCUACUCACAAGGUGGUUUGAUAUGCCGAGGAGUUCUUGCUACCCUUCCUCAUCACAAUGUUCACUCUGUGAUAUUCCUGUCUUCACCACUAGCUGGCCAGUAUGGAGAUUCAAAUUACAUCAGCAAGUUUUUCCCUUCGUUUGUCAAGUCAACACUGUACAAUGCUUGUUAUACUACACGAGGACAACAAAUAUCAAGCUGUAGCUACUGGAAAGAUCCUCAUCAAAUUGAAAAAUACUUGAAGUACAGCGUCUUUCUGGCCCCGCUGAAUGGAGAAGUAGAAACCGUCCACACACAAGCGUGGCGCAAAAAUUUUCUGCGCAUAAAGACCAUGGUGUUGCUCGGCGGACCAGAUGAUGGCACUAUUAAACCAUGGCAAUCAAGUAUGUUUGGGUUUUACAACCGCAAUGAAAAGGUGAUUGAUAUGGAACAUCAAGAUUAUUAUAUUAGUGAUUCCUUUGGCCUAAAAACACUGAACCGACGAAAAGCCAUUGUGAAGUGUAUCAUCCCUGAUGUUCACCAUGAUGCCUGGCCGACAGACUACAAAAUCUACAAGAAAUGCAUAGAAAAGUGGCUCACGUAAUCUACAGAAGGAAAACAAAAAACAUUUUCCUUCACAAGCAAAAGAACAAUCCUAAAUGCAAUCAUGUUCUGAUUUAGAUUAUGAUUGUACUCUUAUUGAUCCAUCAGAUUGUUUGUCAGAAUGUAAGAUUCCUUUACACCUGGUAAUAAAUUGAUUGUGAAAUGGA